This is a messenger RNA of Coccidioides immitis RS, 603 nucleotides long. RefSeq lists its product as uncharacterized. Bases 1 to 603 code for a protein of 200 amino acids. The transcript has 3 exons. The record is from RefSeq and is a predicted model, not a curated record. Lineage: Eukaryota; Fungi; Ascomycota; Eurotiomycetes; Onygenales; Onygenaceae.
AUGAAUACUGUUAUCAAGAAUACUUAUGAAGUGAGUGUUGUUACUUUUGCUCAAGCUAUUAAUAAAAAGUUGAAAACUGUUUUUGCAAAUAUGCCAAAAGAGACUUCUUCUGUUAAUAAUAAGCCAGAUACAUUAAAUGGUGAAGUUAUUAAAGCUCUUCAAGAGAUUUUCUUGAUCUUGAAAGAAAUUCAGGAAAUUCAAGAGAUAAACUUUGUUACAGUUUCUGAUAUAAAGAAUACUCUUUAUUUGAAAUGUUCUUUUAAUGAGCAACAAAAUAUGGCAUCAAAGAGUGUGUCUUCUUCUCAUGAUAUGACUCCAACACAAAUCAUCAUUUCUGCAAAGCCAAGCAUGCCAGUGGUCAAAAAUCCCAAUGCCAACAAGAAGAAUGCUGAAAAGAAUAAUGUUAACAACAAGAAUGUCAACAAGAACAAUGCCAACAAGAAUAAUGCUGACAAGAAUGAUGCUGACAAGGAUGUCAAUAACAAGAAUGCCAACAAGAAGGGUGCUGAAAGUAAGAAUGCUGAAAAAGCUGAUACAAAUGUUACUUCUAAUGUUAGCAGCAAAGAUUUCCAAAACUGGUUUUUCAGUCAGGGUGAUCUAUAA